UGUUGUUAUGGCGGGUCACUAGCGCUAAUGGUGACCCGCAGGGUGUUCGUACGUUUAUUAUAGUCGUGCUUUGUAAUAAAUUACUUUUAAGGUGGCUCCAGUAAGGCGCCGCGCUGUGGCGGGAAAGAGCUAGGCCGUGUUUCUAUGGUAGCGGGUAGCGCGCUCUCCGUCGUUAUGGUGACCCUGGUUGCUAUAGUGACGCGACUCUGACAGGCGAGUGGGUCGUCCAAGAUGGCGGUGCAGCAGUGGCUGGAGAGUCUGCGGGCAGCUAAGAAGACCUGCAUCCUACAAGACGGCAGAAGGAAAGUGCACUAUCUGUUUUCUGAUGGCAAGGAGAUGGCGGAAGAAUAUGACCAGAAAACACAUGAGCUGCUGGUGAGAAAAUGGAGAGAGAAGUCUGCCCUGGGGGCAUAUGGUCAGUGGCAGAUUGAAGUUGGUGAAACGCCUUCCCCGGUUGUCGGGGCACUACAGCCAGACUUCUUAAAGGAAAACAGUUCAAAUCCAGUUUUCAUGCGGAAAGACACAAGAACAAGUUUUCAGUGGAGAAUCCGUAAUCUUCCUUACCCAAAAGAGGUCUAUAGUGUGACGGUGGACGAGAAGGAGCGAUGCUGCGUUGUGCGGACAACUAACAAGAAAGGAGUGGUCAUCAAAGGGAAGGAGAGGAAGCGCUGUGAGCAUGUGCGUCCUAGAAUACAAGGCUCCACUACAGGACAUAACCAACAGCAACUCACAUCGAAACUGAUUUGGCACAUGCUGCAAUGGGGGGGCUAAUAAUUUUGGAAUAAGGUGGGAGUAUUUGGGGUAGGUGAUAUAACGGCGGCCGGAUACAUUUAUAUUAGCGGCGCAACCCCUUUAAGAACACCUGCUCACUGGAGGCAGUUGGGAGACGUAGCCGUUGGUAGUUGUAGCCUUCAUCUGAAAGU
This is a messenger RNA of Bufo bufo (common toad), 923 nucleotides long. RefSeq names its product deleted in primary ciliary dyskinesia homolog (mouse) (gene DPCD). The transcript is spliced from 5 exons. Bases 232 to 771 code for a protein of 179 amino acids. The record is from RefSeq and is a predicted model, not a curated record. Lineage: Eukaryota; Metazoa; Chordata; Amphibia; Anura; Bufonidae.